AUGAAAACUUUUGCACUCGUUCUCGUUCUCGCGGUGGCUCUUGUCCACUCGUAUCCUCAUCAUUACGAGGAAUAUCAUCACAACGACGAUCAUCAUCACGGGUAUGGGCAUCACAAGGAAGAGCCUCAUCAUCAUCCCAAAUACGAAUUCGAUUAUGGCGUGAAGGACCCCAAGACGGGCGAUCACAAGACCCAAUGGGAGAAACGUGAUGGCGAUCAUGUCAAGGGAGCUUAUACAAUUGCUGAGCCUGAUGGCACUGAAAGAAUUGUCGAAUACGAAGCUGACGACAAGAAUGGAUUCAAUGCCGUCGUGAAAGUCGUUGGAAAGCCAAAAGCUUAUGAGCCAGCUCCUAAAUACGAAGCAGCACCCAAAUACGACUAUCAUCAUGGAGGAUAUUCGCAUGAUGGAGGAUACUCUGGACAUGGCCAUGGAUAUCACUAUUAA
Molecule: messenger RNA, 444 nt
Organism: Culicoides brevitarsis
Lineage: Eukaryota; Metazoa; Arthropoda; Insecta; Diptera; Ceratopogonidae
Product: larval cuticle protein A2B-like
Exons: 1
Coding region: 1-444 (147 amino acids)
Cellular component (GO): extracellular matrix
Source: RefSeq, a predicted model, not a curated record